AUGAGUUCAACUGUAAUUAGGUUUAGAGCCGGCGUCUGUGAAUAUAACGAAGAUUCACGUCUAUGUACUCCAAUUCCAGUUCAGGGUGAGAUUGAGAUUAAGCCAAAUGAAGAAGAAGAAUUGGGGUUUUGGGAUUUCGAGUGGCGUCCUACGGAGAAGCCAAUUGGGAGAGAACUGGAUAAUAUUUCUUUAAUUCUAAUUCCUGGGGAGACAAUGUGGGUUCCAAUAAAAUCUAGCAAAAGCGGAAGAGUAUUUGCUUUAGUUUUCUCAUCCAACGAGAGAUACUUCUUUUGGCUACAAGAGAAGAGCCCAAGUAGCUUGUCUUUAAAUGAAUUGAGCGCCAAAGAUAAAGAAAUUUACGACAAGAUGAUUGGAGUGCUGAAUAACGGUGGCGAAAGUGAUAAUGAGGAAGAAAAUCAUGACGAAAAGCAAAAAGCUCAAGAUGUAGAUGUUGAUAUGCAAGAUUAG
This is a messenger RNA of Saccharomyces mikatae IFO 1815, 468 nucleotides long. It is a transcript of the gene RPN13, whose product is annotated as proteasome regulatory particle lid subunit RPN13. Bases 1 to 468 code for a protein of 155 amino acids. Gene Ontology annotation, molecular function: proteasome binding; ubiquitin binding; endopeptidase activator activity. Gene Ontology annotation, cellular component: nucleus; proteasome regulatory particle, lid subcomplex; cytoplasm. Lineage: Eukaryota; Fungi; Ascomycota; Saccharomycetes; Saccharomycetales; Saccharomycetaceae. Gene Ontology annotation, biological process: ubiquitin-dependent protein catabolic process. The record is from RefSeq and is a predicted model, not a curated record. The transcript has a single exon.